AUGAGAAAGUAUCAUAGGGGGCAAUACAACGAUAUUCCCUUCGUGGACGAGAUUGUUGAUGCACCCUUUUCAAAGAAUCUGAAUUUAUCAGAGCUUCUCAAGUAUGACGGAACACAGGAUCCUCAAGCGCACUUGGAUUCCUUUGACACAGCCAUAUUCAAAAUUGCAGCUUUGCAGGUUCUGGGGUUGUCUGAAAAAGUUCAUUUGCACCUGAUAAUAGCAGGGUUGCAUGGCUCUUCUAGGUUAGCCAAAUCCAUAUACAAAGACCCAUCACGGACUUUGGUAGAGUUCACAGCGCGGUCAAAGAAGUAUUUGGAGCUCGAGCAGAUGGAAAUCGAGAAUAUGGAUCAGAAGCACGAUCCUAACCAAAUAGAAAAACCCGAAAGUCGGAGGCAAAAUGACUUCCGGGGUAAAACACAAGAUGACAAAAUUCCAGCUAGGGGAAGAUUUGAGACGAACGCACCCUUAAAUUCACCCAGGUCGGAAAUCUGGAGGGAAGUGGCCUCCAUGGAGAUGAAGAAGGUAGAUAGACCCCAUCCUUUGCUGAACCAGGUCGGGUUAGACCAAUCUUGGUAUUGUGCAUUUCAUGAUGGACCUGGUCACACUACUGAUGAAUGCUGGGAUUUGAGAGAUGCGAUUGAAAAGUACAUCAGAGACGAAAAGCUGCGUCAAUAUCUGAUCAGGACUCAAGGAUGGAAGAACAACAGGAAAAGAAGAGGAGACCGGCCUAUGAGCCCGUCAAAAGAAAAAAGAUUCAAAGAGGAGGGCCGAGGUAAGAAGCUGGACAAAGAAGAGGAUGAAUUUGUGGAGUCGGAGUUUGAAUGGAACGUGAUCAAUGAGGCUUUUGGUGGGGGAGGCGACACCAUGAAUGCCAGAAGAAAAUAUCUCAGAGAGUUGUUUUCGAUACGAGAGCGACCUAAGUUUAAAGAAGCCGAACCGGAGCCGCCACUAUUAUAUUUUACUAGGAAAGACUUGGAGGACGUGAUGCCAGGACACGUGGAUGGGUUAGUCAUCACGGGAACGCUAGUCAACUGCCGAGUCAAGAAGAUAUUUGUAGACAACGGCAGUUGUGGGCGUUCAAAAAAAUGA
Molecule: messenger RNA, 1089 nt
Organism: Gastrolobium bilobum
Lineage: Eukaryota; Viridiplantae; Streptophyta; Magnoliopsida; Fabales; Fabaceae
Exons: 2
Coding region: 1-1089 (362 amino acids)
Source: RefSeq, a predicted model, not a curated record